AGGAUUACGUCUCGCUUGUGUCCGAGGAGUGACAGUUCCACCAUGGAGGAGAAGUUCAGUCGACUCAUCUUCAUCCCCAUCGCGGCCGUGCUCUGCUUCAUGAUCGGCUACCAGUACGUGUGUCCCGCGGAGAGUAACACCUGCUACUUUCGACGUGAAGAGAGUCGCCUUUUCGAACAGUAUCCAUCCAUCCUCCACACCGGAGAGCAGCCGGAGGAGGACCUCGCCGCCAAGACCCCGUUCAGAUUUAACUUCACGGAGCGCGACCUGGACAGGCACGUGGACUUUGACAUCCGAGGAGAUGACGUGAUGGCGUUCCUGCACAUCCAAAAGACCGGAGGAACCACGUUCGGGCGACACCUGGUGAAGAACAUCCAGCUGGAGCAGCCCUGCGAAUGCACGCCCGGCCAGAGGAAAUGCACGUGUCACCGGCCCGGGAAAAGCGAGUCGUGGCUCUUCUCACGCUUCUCCACUGGUUGGAGUUGCGGCUUGCACGCAGACUGGACGGAGCUAACUAGCUGCGUCCCAGUGGUGAUGAACAAGCGGGAUAAAAAGAGUUCACGAAAGAGAAAAAGGAAUUUCUACUACAUCACCAUGCUACGUGACCCUGUGUCCCGAUACCUUAGCGAGUGGAAGCACGUACAACGCGGCGCCACCUGGAAAACCGCCCUCCAUAUGUGCGACGGCCGUCCGGCCACUGAGGAUGAACUACCCGCCUGCUACAGCGGCGAGGACUGGACUGGCGUGACCCUGGCGGAUUUCAUGAAUUGCCCCUCCAACCUGGCCAACAACCGGCAAGUGCGUAUGCUAGCCGACCUCAGUCUGGUAGGCUGCUACAACAUGUCGUCCAUGAACGAGCUGGAACGAGGCCGCGUGCUGCUCGCUAGCGCCAAGGCGAACCUUCUCAACAUGGCCUUCUACGGUCUGACGGAGUACCAACGUAAGACGCAGCACUUAUUCGAGCGGACGUUCAACCUGCGUUUCAUUCGGCCUUUCACGCAAAUCAACAGCACGCGUGCCGCUAGCGUGGGUAUCGACAAGAAAGCGCAGUGGCGCAUCGAGGGCUUGAACGCCCUCGAUAUGGAGCUCUACGAAUACGCCAAGGAGCUUUUCCUUCGUCGCUACCAGUACAACCGUCAAAAGCAGCAUCAGGAGGAGCGUCUCCGGCGGCGACAGGAGAGGCAGCGGCUGCACAGGACCUACCUGGCAGAGUUGCUGAGAUUAGGCGGAGGGGAAGACGAAAUGGAAGAUAUGAAGUUCCUUACCACUACAGAGGACUAUAACAGUCAGGUUGUGCGAUGGUGA
Messenger RNA from Nerophis lumbriciformis (worm pipefish), 1305 nucleotides. NCBI's taxonomy places the organism in Eukaryota, Metazoa, Chordata, Actinopteri, Syngnathiformes, Syngnathidae. The record is from RefSeq and is a predicted model, not a curated record.